AUGUCAAAUUCAAGCACCAACUCCAACCUGGGGGAAAACAUAAUAAGAGCCAUAACUGAAAAGUUAUCGACCGAAAAACCAGAUACUGAUGCACAGAAAGCAGCUGUUAAAGCUUUUAAUGGUAAGGUUAAAGCUUUUAACGUUGAUCUGUUAGCUACAUCUGGUGAUAUAACAAUGACAUGGACGUCCCCAAUGUACUCAAAGCUUUACUCCAACGAUUCGUCCAUAAAUCCUCUUUCUAGACCUAUAACCUCAGAAGAAGAUGCAUAUAUAGCGUCUUUAAUAAAUAUUGGUGCUAUGGUUGGUGGAAUUCCUUUCAGUUUUAUUUCGGAUCGUUUCGGAAUCGUUCAUAUAAUCUCCUACCUAUCGAUGGCGUUCGCUACAACCGUAGACAUCUUCUACUUCGGCAGAGCAUUCGGAGGUCUAGCAGUUGGUGCUGGUUACACCCUACUCCCGAUUUACAUAGCGGAGGUAGCAGAAGAAGAAGACAGAGGAUUAUACUCUAUGACCCUGACUAUAUUUUGGGCGUUAGGUAAUUUCAUGCCAUAUCUAGUAGGACCAUUCUUGAGUGGGAGAAUGUUCAAUUUAUUUAACGCAGUUUUUCCUAUCGCCUUCUUCAUUUCGUUCCUCUUUCUUGGAACUGAGACUCCGUUUUACUUGGUGGGAGCCGAUAAAAUGGAAGAAGCUGAAAAAGUGUUAAUGGUACUACGAUCUCAAGAUGAAAAAGGUGUCCAAAAUGAAUUAAAUCACAUUAAAGAUACUCUGAAACAAGAAGAGGAGACGCCACCAAGUUUCAAGAAUAUCUUUAUUAAUCCUGGCAUUAGAAAAGCCUUUAUUAUUUCUAUAGCGUUAUUGUCAUUCCAGCAAUUUUCUGGUUGGAAUGCUAUAACUUUUUAUUUGCAGCCAAUUUUCGAAUCUUCUGGAACUAUCCUGCCUUCGCAUAUAUCUUCCAUGAUCAUUGGUGUUUCUAUUAUGAUCUUCAGUCUACCAGCUCCGUACUUUGCUGAUAAAUUUGGAAGGAAGACACUUUUAAUAUGUUCUUCGACUUUAAUGGCAAUUUGUCUAUUUAUCUUAGGUACAUUCUUCUACUUUGAGAACAGAACCAGUUUUAAUAUCGAGCCAAUAGCUUGGAUACCCAUAACGAGUCUUCUUAUAAUGGUAUUUGCUUUCGAAAACGGUAUGGCAUGUGUACCAUGGACAGUCUCUUCGGAACUUUUUCCGAAAAAUUUCAAAAAAAUGUCAGCUUCAACGACAUCAGCCGCAUGUUGGAUUACCUCCUUUUUGAUGACACAAUUUUUUAAUGAUAUGACCGACGUUUUCGGUAAAGAUGGAACGUUUUUGUUCUAUGGGAUGUUCAGUUUGGGUUGUGGCGUUUUUACUUGGUUUUAUAUACCGGAAACCAGAGGAAAAACUUUUAAAGAAAUUCAACAGUUGUUGCAGAAGUAAGAUAAGUUUUCGAUGUUUUGGAAACUGUUAAGAUUUGAAGUUCAUCCAGAGAAUGAUGGAUUAAAAUGUGAUCUCACAAUGCGAUUUUUAUUGAUCAAUUUCAAUCGACAAACGGCAGUUAUUCAGCUUAUUUAUUAACUAUUUUGAAAACAAGUUAUGAUGUUUCAAAUUGUAGUGUGAGAAC
Messenger RNA from Psylliodes chrysocephalus, 1630 nucleotides. The record is from the annotation of a GenBank genome assembly. Lineage: Eukaryota; Metazoa; Arthropoda; Insecta; Coleoptera; Chrysomelidae.